Molecule: messenger RNA, 3164 nt
Organism: Neopsephotus bourkii (Bourke's parrot)
Lineage: Eukaryota; Metazoa; Chordata; Aves; Psittaciformes; Psittacidae
Gene: AXIN2
Product: axin 2
Exons: 10
Coding region: 23-2506 (827 amino acids)
Biological process (GO): negative regulation of canonical Wnt signaling pathway
Source: RefSeq, a predicted model, not a curated record
CUCCCAACCGGGCUGCGGAGCCAUGAGCAGCGCCGUGCUCCUCGCCCACCUCCCCGACCCCAGCACCAGCUUCAGGGAAGACGCCCCCCGACCCCCUGUCCCGGGGGAGGAAGGAGAGGCACCAUGCCCGCAUCUCGCCAGCUCGUUCCUCCCCAAAAGCCAAAGCUUCAAGGCCAUGCCGGUGCCUCCUGCCCCGCGGAGGAAUGAGAAUGGACUCGGGGAGCCGGAAGGCAGCGCAUCUCCAGACUCCCCUUUGGCCAGAUGGACCAAAUCCUUGCAUUCCUUGUUGGGAGAUCAAGAUGGUGCCUAUCUUUUUCGGACCUUCUUGGAAAGGGAAAAAUGUGUGGAUACCUUAGACUUCUGGUUUGCCUGCAAUGGCUUCAGGCAGAUGGACCUUAAGGAUACCAAAACUUUAAGAGUAGCCAAAGCUAUAUACAAAAGGUACAUCGAGAACAACAGCAUCGUCUCCAAGCAGCUCAAGCCUGCUACCAAGACCUACAUAAGGGAUAGCAUCAAGAAGCAGCAGAUAGAUUCUAUCAUGUUUGAUCAGGCACAGACUGAGAUUCAGACUGUGAUGGAGGAAAAUGCUUACCAGAUGUUUUUAACUUCUGAUAUAUACCUCGAAUAUGUAAGGAGUGGAGGAGAGAAUCCUGCUUACAUGAACAGCAAUGGACUGGGGAGCUUAAAAGUGGUCUGUGGCUAUCUCCCGACCUUGAAUGAAGAAGAGGAAUGGAGCUGUGCAGACUUUAAAAACAAGAUCUUGCCUUCGGUAGUGGGACUAUCCAGCAAGACUCUGAGGGUUACGGCGAAUGUCAGAGCCACGGAGACCAUCGAGAACGGAUACAGGUGCUUCAAGAGGAACGAUCCCGUUAACCCAUACCAUGUGAACUCUGGCUAUGUUUUUGCCCCAGCAACCAGCGCCAACGAUAGUGAGAUAUCUAGUGAUGCCCUGACGGAUGACUCCAUGUCAAUGACGGACAGCAGCGUAGAUGGGAUCCCCCCGUACAGAAUUGGGAGCAAGAAGCAGCUCCAGCGGGAAAUGCAUCGGAGCGUCAAGGCCAACGGUCAAGUUUCUCUACCUCAUUUUCCGAGGACCCACCGCCUUCCCAAGGAGAUGACCCCGGUGGAGCCAGCUGCCUUCGCCGCGGAGCUCAUUUCCCGCCUGGAGAAGCUGAAGCAGGAGCAGGAAGCCAUGGACAGUCUGGAGGAGAGGCUGCAGCAAAUCAAGGAGGACGAGGAGAAGGAGGGCUCGGAGCUGGCCGCCAGCCUGCAGAGCAGUCGGGAGAUGGCGACCCCGCAGCACCCGCUCUCGCUCCUGCCCUCCAGCAGCUACGAGGAGGACCCCCAGGCCAUCCUGGACGAGCACCUCUCCCGCGUGCUCAAGACCCCCGGUUGCCAGUCCCCGGGCAUGGCCCGGCACAGCCCUCGUGCCCGCUCCCCCGACCGCCUGCCCGUGGGCAAGCUGCCGCCCGGCGCGGCCUCGCUGGCGGCGUGCACCUUGCUGGGCAAGGGCUUCAUCACCAAGCAGACCACCAAGCACGUGCACCACCACUACAUCCACCACCACACCGUGCCCAAGACGAAGGAGCAGAUCGAAGCAGAGGCGGCUCAGCGGGUGCAGUGCUGCUGCCCAGCAGGCAGCGACUUCUACUGCUACCCCAAGUGCAAGGGACACCCCAAAAACACCGACCCGCCUCUCCCUCCGCUGGAGCCCUUCGGCAGGACAGGGACGCUGCUGAAGAGGCCGGGCAGAGGAGUGGAUAGCGUGGCCCUGCCACCCGGUGAUGGGGGGCUGCCUGGCCCCGGUGGGGUGCAGCUACCGGGGGGCGAAGCAGACCGGGCACAGAACGUCUGGCAGUGGAUGCUGGAGAGCGAGAGACAAAACAAGCACAAGCCCCAUAGCACACAAAGCACAAAGAAGGCCUACAGCUCCGACUUCACCAAGGGGGCCCCCGGCCGGCACCACCCGUGGGGGACCAGCAGCCACCCGCGUGGGGCGCAGCCUGCCCACCCCUUCGUCCAGGACCCCGCCAUGCCGCCGCUCACCCCCCCCAACACCCUGGCGCAGCUGGAGGAAGCCUGCCGCCGCCUCGCCGAGGUCUCCAAGCCGCAGAAGCAACGAUGUUCAACCUCAAAUCAGCAGAGGGAUCGAAACCACUCCGGGCCAGGGGGAAACACCCCUUUCUGCAGUGCAAGUCUAACGACGGAAGAUCACAAAGAGCCAAAGAAAGUGCCGGUUGUUCACACCUCCCAGGCCACUGAGCUGGUUGUCACCUAUUUUUUUUGCGGAGAAGAAAUUCCCUACAGGAGGAUGUUAAAGGCCCAGAGCCUGACACUUGGGCUCUUUAAAGAACAGCUGAGCAAAAAGGGAAAUUACAGAUACUACUUCAAAAAAGCAAGCGACGAGUUUGACUGCGGCGCGGUGUUUGAAGAGAUUUGGGAAGACGAAACCAUCCUGCCCAUGUACGAAGGGAGGAUUCUUGGGAAAGUCGAAAGGAUCGAUUGAUGGCAUCUGCGUUUCGUAAGGGAGGUUAAGCUGGAAAAGGCUUUGGACACACACAGCAGUGGUGAUGACAAGGAAAGGAGGAAACCAGAAACCAAACUCUGAAGGAAAGUUUUGAACCAAUGAAGAAAACAAGUGAGGUCUGUGAAGACUUUGCUGAAUUAGCCUUAGAGGAGUCAAAAAAUGGCAUUUAUUAUUCAUGAGUUGGGUACCGAGAUGAUAAAAACCCUGAACUAUUUAUUAGAAACAUGACCACUGUUGGCUAUUGGAGAUGCAGACCCUGUUUGAGAGACUUCCAUGCAUAAUAUAUGAUUUCCUGGGGAUCUGAAAUCUAUGGACUAAGAGAAACUGUGUAUAGCUUACCUUAACAGUAAUCCUUAUUGAUAUUUAUUGAACAGUCUGUUUUCCCUUAAGUCCAGUUUUUGGAUAUGCUGCUUUAACAAUGGAGAAGAGAGGGGCUGGGAAGUGGGGUGAUGGGAGGAAGGAUUAUUCUAUUUUUCUAUGUUGUUCCCACUAUCUAAAACUGGGAAGUUUGGCUGUGAGCAUGUUCAUGCUUCAGUUUCGGUUGGAGGGGGAGGAGGGAAGGAGUCACGGUGUGCCCAGUCUCUCUCCCGAGUGAAAUAAGAGAUAAGAACAGUAAUAAAAGGCAAAAUCAAGACAC